GUUGCUAAGAUUCUUCUGGCCAACAAAGCAGAUACGGCGCUACAGAACAAAGUGGGGGAGACUGCACUCCACCGAGCAGCCGCACUAAAUCACACGGACAUGGCAAAGCUUUUGCUCGGCAAUGGGGCGGAUGUGUCUGCCAGGGAUAACAACGGCAACACAUGCAU
Messenger RNA from Sphaeroforma arctica JP610, 167 nucleotides. RefSeq lists its product as hypothetical. Gene Ontology annotation, molecular function: protein binding. The annotation marks the transcript as partial. Lineage: Eukaryota; Ichthyosporea; Ichthyophonida. The record is from RefSeq and is a predicted model, not a curated record. The transcript has a single exon.